AUGUUCAAUCUCCGUACGCACAUACCAGUAGGCUCGGGCACGAAGAUGAAGGCCGAGUCGAAGCCUGCGCUGCCCGCGACCAAUCGGCCGUUCCCGCUCUCGACCGCCCCGCCGAUCGCUUCAAUGGUCAAGAAAGCCUGGUUGCCCGGCUCGACAGCCUUCAAGUCGAUUCCACUGCCACUGCCGCCGUCACUGCCGUCGAAUAAGGUGAAGGUGAAGGUGGAGAGGAUGUGGAGGGACGGGCGCAGGGCGAAGGCGAAGGCGAAGGCGGGGAGGUUAGACGGAGAGGACGUGGAGGGACGAGUGCAAGGUGAAGGCGAAGGCGGAGGUCAAGACGGAGAGGACUUAGAGGCACGAGUACAAGGAGGCGGAGACGGAGAAGUGCGAGUACAAGUGCGAAUGCAAGAGGAAGAAGCUCAGCCAUAUUCUCACAACUGCUGCCGCGCCGCCGAACUCGAACAACAUCUGCUAUGGCUCAAAAUCGAGCAUGCCGCCCAAUCGAGACUCACCGAAUACCACCUCCGCGAAAUCGAACACCUCCAGUCCGACAAGGCAGACCUCCAAACCCACAUCUCGAACUAUCAGAAACAAUCUGAUCAACCACAAGUCCAGUCACCUACAGUUCUGCCGAUCAGUGGGCAAUUUCCAGGCAAUCCCCACGCCCGCAAGCCUCCUGGUCGCGCGAAAGGUGCGCAGACACGAACGAGAACCCCAAAACUCGCGGCAGGCGCUCGCGCUCACAGCAGCGCUAUCAGUGCACAUCCCCAUGUUCACGAUGGGGGAACCUCACGAAGCGCGGGAUUGAAUGAACAGGAACGCUUACUCAAGAGACGCGAAAGCGAAAUCGAAUAUGCGAUCCAACGAAAGGAGCUUGCGGAACAACUUCUCGAAAAGCUCCGCCAACAAGACCAACGAAAGCUCACCGAUGGGUGGAAACCAUGGGAUGCGGCGGCGGCGCAACAUCUGAAGGAGGAAGAGAAAGAGAAAGAGAUGUUAGCAAGGCGGCAUGAGGAUCAGGAUCAUGAUCAGGACCAUGGCAUGGAGAAAGCGAGUCCGCAGGCAACGAACGACGAUCUCCUACCCUGGCUUCACCUUUACCUCCGCACCCUCGCCCAUUGGCGCCAACACACCACACACCUCUUGAACGAACACCGCGGCGAACUUUUCAAGGUUGCUCGCUCGAAUUCGGAUAUUGCUCAUUCAGUUCUCCAGGACGUCGGAAUUUUCCAGCAGUAUUUUGUUGAGAAUGGCAAUAGCAAUCUCGACAUGGAGAUGGAAAUGCCCGGCGUUCGCACACUCGCUGAGGAGAUGAGAGGGAGAGAGAGGAGUGUUUGUAGUGGUAUGAGUGCGAAUGGGUGGGUUACGUUUCUUGAGGAAUGUGAGGGGGAUUCGGCACCAAUGCACGAAUGGCAUGCUAUUGACAUGAUGACUGGACUUCUGCCUCCCAUUUCUUCUCGGGUUCAGGGAGUAUCCGGCAGAGCAUAUUCCGGAAUGGCUCCAUCCAAAUGCCCGGUCUCACACUGGCCGAUGAGUUGCGAGGGUGCAGUAUGUGUAGCUCCACAAGCACGAACAGCAUGCUAUAGAUGUCAUGACGAGACUUCUCACGAAUUUUCACCAUCGAAAUGCCCGGUCUCACACUCGCUGAUGAGUUGCGAGGGAGCAGUAUAUGUAUCGCCACAAGCACGAAUAACAUGCCAUCGAUGCGAUGACGAGACUUCUGCCUCAGAUUUCUUCCCAUAUACAAGGCGUAUUCAGCACUUAUUGACAACCAUGUCCCAGCACGAACGGCAUGCUAUGGAUGUGAUGAUCAGACUGCCUCACAUUCUUUUCCAAAUACGAGGAGUAUUCGGCAUUGCACGUCCUGGAAUGUCCACGAACGACUUCUGCCUCACAUUCCUUUCCAAAUACGAGGAGUAUUCGGCAUUGCACGUCCUGGAAUUGUGGGAACGGCACUUACUGGCAACCAUAUCCCGGCACUUUUUGGGCACUGUUGGAGCUGCAGGAUUUCGUUCUCAUAUCUCGCUGUCCUUCCCCGACGCUGGACGGUAUGGAUCGCCAAUCGGGGAUUGCGGGAUUCCAGAAACUGAUACGAACACAACAAUCAGCCCCCAGCUCCUACACCUAUUGUGCGUCAAGACCGUAACAGUCACUGGUCUUGAAUCUGUCUCGUCUUUAAUCAAGGAUCUUGGAAGAGGGCAAGAGAUGGAAAACUCAAGCCCAAAAGAAUACAUCACUAUCUCGAACACCAGUGGCAAUGCUGAUCUAGGAAGAUGUUGGGGAGAAGCUACUUUCUCCGAGCGCGGAAGCACAACCAACAACGUGGAAAUAGUCCAAGGACCUGGCAUGAUGUGUAUGAAUCUGGAAAGAAGUUGGAGGAAAUGUACUUUCCCGCGGAACACAAUCAACAACGAAGCAAUAGAUGAAUGCCUGCAUAUCAUUCAGCCUCGCCCAUCACCCCCGAACCGUCUGAGGACCUGGCAUGUGUAUAGACCUGGAAAGAAGUUGGAGCAAAGCUGCUUUCUCCGAGCGACCGCCUCCCGCGGCAGUGCCAAUACGCCUAGCAAGAGAAGCACAAUCAACAACCCAGGCGGAUACCAGGAUGGGGACUGUGCCAUCGUCUCCUGGUCAUUUCAACGCACUCCCAAAUCUGCCCUCAACGAGUACCUCAGUCGGGAAGGAAGCACUACUGAGCGGCUUCUCCAAUGCAUAGGAGACCCUGUAGGUGGAUGCCUACACAUCACUCAGCCUUGCCCGUGUAUCCUUCUUAGCAGAAUGAAUGCGAACCCGCAGCCAAGAGAAGCACAAGCAACGACCCUUGCUUUGCUCAUGCAUCUUUCCCAGCAAAACCGAAUGCAAACCGGGCACAACUUCAACUUUCACUCAUUGCGGCAGCCAAAAGAAGUGAAUGCCUACACGUCACUCGGCCUUGCUCAUGUAUCUUUCUCAGCAAAAGCGAAUGCGAGCCCGCUGCAACUUGAACUUCCUCCGACCAAUCCAAUAGCACUCAGUCUCAAGAGACAUCACUUGGCGUCUUUGUACAGCUUGCUUUCAGCUUCUAGCCUGAUUCUAUCGAUAACUUGGCAAAACAUGGCCUCACGACGCCGCACUCCCGAUUCAAUUGGCACCGCUCUCCUACUUCUACACCCAAUCAAUACCGCUCUUCUGCUGAGUGGAUCGCACAUCCGACGUUUGACAAGGCUGCUUAGACAGCACCUAAUUCAUACCAAUCUUCUGCUGAGUCGAUCGUGCAUCCCAUAUCUGGCUCUCAAACCCGCCUGCCUGCCUUCACAAUUGAUCAAGUUAGCGCACUCAAUCACAAAGAUGAUUAACGUCUCCAACCUUUGCGAAGUUAUUAGAGCCUCUUCUUUCAAAUCGGAACUGCUCAACUCUACGCCGAACCAAGUUAACCAAACAACCACUUAUGCCAGCACCACUUAUGCCUGGCUCGCGAGAAUCGCAAGCGCCGAUCGUACGCCAGCAGUCAAAGCAGCUCAACUCCACGCCAGCCAACAUCAAGUCAAACUAGGUGAAAAGCUCAGCAUCCACACCACACCUGCUGAUCCCAACUCCGCUCAACUCGCUUGGACCAAGCGAACACCCCAUACCUACACCUGCAUCCAACUCAUACUCGAUGGAACGCUAAGCGCAAAACGAAUGCUAGCAGCCAAAGCUCACCUCUACGCUAGCAUCAAGUCAAACUACAUCAAACCAGGUGAAAGGCUCAGUUGCAUGCGGGCAACUACUCAAGCCAGGCGAGAACCGCAAGCGCCGACGAUUGAAUGCCAGCAUCUAAAGCUCUGCUCCACGCCAACACUCAGCUUAGCUUCAACCACAUCCACACCUGCAUCCAAGAACUCUUAUCCCACAUUCCGGCCGAAUUGUGAAACGAACGCGAACGAGCAAUCAAUCAUGCCAAGAAUACGAGACGGCAUUCUGGCUGAAUCACACUUCUCAUCCGAACAGAAGUCUGGCAUCCAACACAUACUAGACGGAAUACCACAAUCCACCAUACCAGGAAUCCGAGACGACACACUCUCUCUAGCUGAAUUUUCAGAUCUCGUGACAAUUCUCAUCCUGCGAGAGAUUUCACCCGACCAAGUUAAUAACGUUCAAGUAGACGAAAAGCCGUUGACUCGGCGCGGAGGUAUACCGCAAAACGAUACAACUCCAACGCGAGGCCACGUACCUAGAACCAAAAAAAACCCCAUAAUCCCAAAUCCUCUCGCAUUCUCGCAUUCUCUUAUUCUCAAUUCUCACCUACAACCUCCCUCUGCCUCCCCCAAGCACGCAUUCAACUCCCCGGCAACGCAAGCCGAUUCGUGCGCCGUUGGAACAUCAUCACGCCGAGCGAAAGCUUCCGACAUGGCAUCGACUUUGGAGCUGACAGUGGCGACGUUGUAG
Molecule: messenger RNA, 4401 nt
Organism: Pseudocercospora fijiensis CIRAD86
Lineage: Eukaryota; Fungi; Ascomycota; Dothideomycetes; Mycosphaerellales; Mycosphaerellaceae
Exons: 28
Coding region: 1-4401 (1466 amino acids)
Source: RefSeq, a predicted model, not a curated record